This is a messenger RNA of Ogataea philodendri, 726 nucleotides long. RefSeq lists its product as uncharacterized. The record is from RefSeq and is a predicted model, not a curated record. The transcript has a single exon. Lineage: Eukaryota; Fungi; Ascomycota; Pichiomycetes; Pichiales; Pichiaceae. Bases 1 to 726 code for a protein of 241 amino acids.
AUGCCUGAUAUCAUCUUCGACAUUGUCGGAACCUGUAUUUCGUACGAGAAAGUCAUCGAGGGAAUUGAGAGCCGUCUCGGAGCCAGAUUCAAAGAGUCCAACAUUGACACCCGGUUAUUCUUUUUCUUCUGGUUGGCGGGAUGCGAGCGUGAUUACUCGUACCUUUCCCAGGCAGGCCACUAUCAGCCUUUCCAAAAGGUCUUCAAGUCCACAUUCUACAGAUCCCUGUUUUUUGCCGGAAUCAAGGACCCACACACCUACGCUAAUGAUGACGAUUUGGAAUUCAUUUACGGAGAGUGGUUCAAAUUGGAAGGUAGACCCGAACUCAAGGAGAUGUUCAAGCUCCUGAGAGACAACGGCUUCACCAUCUGGUGUUUGACUGAUGCCUCUCACGAAAGAGUUGCUGGUUACUUCAAACGGUCUGGCGUGGAGAUGCCAUCCGAAAACCUGAUCUCAUGUGAUUCCAUCGGUGCUGGUAAGCCAGAAAAGGAGGUCUACGACUUCAUUGCCAACAAGAUCCCAUCAGAGAGCUCGAAAGCAUUCUUUGCUGCUGCCCACAUGUGGGACUCCUGUGCUGCCAAGCAGGCUGGAUUUAUUACUGCUUGGAGCAGUGUUCACGAGUACGAUCCGUGCGUGGAGAUCUUUGGAGAGCCAGACAUCUUAGCUACUGGACUGGUGGAUCUUGCCACCAAGAUCAUUGCAAAAAAAAAGGAGAUUAGUAAUUAA